Messenger RNA from Gavialis gangeticus (Gharial), 5367 nucleotides. It is a transcript of the gene CLSTN1, whose product is annotated as calsyntenin 1. The record is from RefSeq and is a predicted model, not a curated record. Lineage: Eukaryota; Metazoa; Chordata; Crocodylia; Gavialidae. Bases 1 to 2973 code for a protein of 990 amino acids. The transcript has 19 exons. Gene Ontology annotation, molecular function: kinesin binding; amyloid-beta binding; X11-like protein binding. Gene Ontology annotation, biological process: homophilic cell-cell adhesion; positive regulation of synapse assembly; positive regulation of synaptic transmission. Gene Ontology annotation, cellular component: postsynaptic membrane; cell surface.
AUGGCUACAACCAGCACGCUCAAAGACAAUGUAAAAGCUUUUGAGAAGUAUUUUAAAACAGUUUAUUUUAACAAGUUGUUUAAAAUCUGGUUCCUGAAUCUUACAUUUUUUGUUUUCUUUUUAGUUAACAAGCACAAACCAUGGAUUGAAUCAACAUAUCAUGGUAUAGUUACGGAAAAUGACAACACGGUACUCCUGGAUCCACCUCUAAUAGCCUUGGAUAAAGACGCACCUCUUCGCUUUGCAGAGAGUUUUGAGGUGACAGUCACCAAAGAAGGUGAGAUUUGUGGCUUUAAGAUUCACGGGCAGAAUGUCCCCUUUGAGGCUGUGGUAGUGGAUAAAUCCACAGGUGAGGGAAUAAUACGCUCUAAAGAAAAACUUGACUGUGAACUACAGAAAGACUACACGUUCACCAUACAGGCCUAUGAUUGUGGAAAGGGACCAGACGGAGCCAAUGCAAAAAAAUCCCACAAAGCAACAGUACAUAUCCAGGUGAACGAUGUUAAUGAGUAUGCUCCAGUGUUUAAAGAGAAGUCUUACAAGGCAACAGUCAUUGAAGGGAAGAGAUAUGACAACAUCUUGAAAGUGGAAGCUGUGGAUGCAGAUUGUUCACCCCAGUUCAGCCAGAUCUGCAGCUAUGAAAUUGUAACUCCAGAUGUUCCCUUUGCAAUCGACAAAGAUGGUUACAUCAAAAAUACAGAAAAAUUAAACUAUGGCAAAGAACACCAAUAUAAGCUUACAGUGACUGCAUAUGACUGUGGGAAGAAGAGAGCUGCUGAGGACGUACUGGUGAAGAUAAGCAUUAAGCCUACAUGCAAGCCUGGCUGGCAAGGUUGGAGUAAAAGAAUAGAAUAUGAACCCGGCACUGGUUCUCUAGCUCUCUUCCCCAAUAUUCACUUGGAGACCUGUGAUGAGCCCAUAACUUCAAUUCAAGCAACAGUUGAACUGGAGACCAACCACAUUGGAAAAGGCUGUGACAGAGAUACUUACUCUGAGAAAUCCCUUCACAGACUCUGUGGUGCUUCCUCUGGCACGGCUGAGCUGCUUCCCCCUCCAAGUAGCGCUACGAACUGGACAAUAGGACUUCCUACUGACAACGGCCAUGACAGUGACCAGGUCUUUGAAUUCAAUGGCACUCAAGCUGUGAAGAUUCCAGAUGGCAUUGUUACAGUCAAUCUAAAAGAGCCGUUCAUGAUCUCGGUAUGGAUGAGGCAUAGCCCUGGAACCAAGGACAAGGAGACAAUACUCUGCAAUUCAGACAAGACAGAUAUGAACCGGCACCACUACUCUCUUUACGUACACAACUGCCGACUUGUUUUCCUCUUCCGCCAAGAUCCUUCAGAGGGAAAGACCUACAAACCUGCGGAAUUCCACUGGAAGUUAAACCAGGUGUGUGACAAAGAAUGGCAUCACUAUGUCCUCAAUGUUGAAUUUCCAACAGUGACACUCUAUGUAGAUGGGGUUUCAUAUGACCCUUUCCCGGUGACUGAGGAUUACCCACUUCAUCCUUCCAAGAUAGAAACUCAGUUGGUUGUUGGAGCUUGUUGGCAAGAAAAUACAGGAAAUGAAAAUGACAAUGAAACUGUGCCCGAGACCUCUGCAGGUGGUGAACUCCACAUGGCUCAGUUUUUCCGAGGCAAUCUGGCUGGGUUAAUGAUACGUUCUGGUAAACUUGAGAACAAGAAGGUAAUAGACUGCCUCUACACUUGCAAGGAAGGACUGGAUUUACAAAUUGCAGAUGGCGUUGGCAAAGGCAUGAAGAUCCAUAUGAACCCCAGCCAGUCAACAGUGACAUUGGAAGGGGAUGAUAUUGAGAAGUUUGACAAGGCCAUGCAGCACGUUUCCUACCUGAAUUCCCGCCAGUUCCCAACACCUGGAAUCCGGAGGCUCAAAAUCACCAGCACAGUCAAGUGUUUCAAUGAAGAGGCCUGCAUCUCCAUCCCUCUUGUGGAGGGGUAUGUAAUGGUCUUGCAGCCUGAGGAACCCAAGAUCAGCUUGAGUGGCAUUAACCACUUUGCCCGCUCUGCCUCAGAGUUUGAGAGUCCUGAGGGUGUUUCCCUCUUCCCUGAACUUCGCAUAAUCAGCACAAUCACUCGGGAGGUGGAACCAGAAGGAGAUGGAGAUGAAGAUCCUACAGUCCAAGAAUCUUUAGUGUCUGAAGAGAUCAUGCACAACUUGGAUACAUGUGAGGUCACAGUGCUGGGAGAGGAGUUAAAUCAGGAACAAGAAAGCUUGGAGGUUGAUAUGACCCGAUUACAGCAGAAAGGCAUUGAGAUGAGCAGUUCAAACCUUGGCAUGAUCAUCACUGGGGUUGAUACGAUGGCCAGCUACGAGGAGGUUUUGCAUUUGAUACGCUACCGAAACUGGCACACCGUCUCCCUCUUUGACAGAAAGUUCAAGUUGGUCUGCUCUGAGCUAAAUGGACGCUAUGUCAGCAAUGAAUUCAAAGUGGAGGUGAAUGUUAUCCACACAGCUAACCCAGUUGAACAUGCUAAUCAUAUAGCUGCCCAACCACAGUUUGUCCACCCAGUGCAUCAUACAUUUGUUGAUCUCUCUGGUCACAACCUAGCUAACCCCCACCCGUUUUCAGUUGUCCCAAGUACUGCAACUGUUGUGAUCGUGGUUUGUGUCAGUUUCCUGGUUUUUAUGAUUAUCCUGGGAGUCUUCCGAAUCCGGGCUGCACAUCAGAGAACGAUGCGUGACCAGGAUACUGGAAAGGAAAACGAGAUGGAUUGGGAUGACUCCGCCUUGACCAUCACUGUGAACCCUAUGGAGACGUAUGAGGACCAGCACAGCAGUGAGGAAGAGGAGGAGGAGGAGGAGGAAGAAAGUGAAGAUGGCGAGGAAGAAGAUGAUAUCACUAGUGCAGAGUCUGAAAGUAGCGAGGAGGAAGAAGGGGAGCAGGAAGAGGACCAACAGAAUGUUAACAGACAGCAACAGCUGGAAUGGGACGACUCUACCCUCAGCUAUUGAUUCCAGCUGUUCCCUUUGUCUUUGUUCCUGCUCAAGAAGACUCCACUGUAAUUCACUCCAUUGUUCCUAAGGAUCCAUGGUGUAAAAAAAAAAAAAAAAAGUCAUUUGGCCAGUAGCUCCGACCAGCGCGCCUCCCAGUGUGUGUGUGGUAUUGGCUAGUUCUAAUGCUGUCUCUAGAAUUGUGGUUAGCACCUCUCCUUCCUCCCCCAUGCCUCAGUGACUGGAUUUUUUUACACUAUGUGAGGAACCACCUUGCACUUUUUCUUCAUGUCAUCUCAGCUAAGUGACUCUGCAGAUCUGUAGCCAUUGCACACAAGUCUCUGGACUGUCUCUUUGCCCGGUGAAGCGACUUUGGCUUUGUUCCUCUUCCUCUUUCUGACCGAUGCAAAGAUCACAUGUUGACAAAGGGUAACAUUGCUCAUUUCAGCCUGGUGAAUUUUAUUUUUUCCCAAACUAGUGCAUGUGUAAAGUGGCAGAAUGAGGUUAAUAUGUAGAAGAUUAACAGACUUUUUAAUGUUUUGUAAAUAUCUUGGAAUUAUGUAAUUAUGUCAUUUGUGGUAGUGAAAACAGGGAUUGGGGUUUAAAACAUGCUAAAGGUAAAAAUCAUGAAGCAUGAAGUAACACACGUCUCAUAACUACUGCAGCAGGAGCAUGGGCACAGUUAUCUAGUGUAGAUGUAUUAAGUGUCAUUGGCCUUGACUGCCAUAAUCACUCAAGCCCUGCUCUGUUGUUUUUUUUUUUUUUUUUUUUUUUUUCCCCCCCUUUACGUUUGCAGAGGGAACAGACAAGCCUGUGACUUUCUGUAAAGGCUUUUUAGGAUCUCUAACAGAGAUUCAACUGCCCUGCCUAAUACAGUUGGUCUUUGGUCCUUAACUCAUUUCAGUAUAAGGGUUACUGGGGAAAAAAUAAAGGCUACCUGGAUGUGGGGCGAGUCAGUCUGCUGCUGCUGUGCUAAGUGUUCUUGCCAGAGCCCCGGGUAAUCGGCAUGGGGCUUGCUGUAGUCCAAAGCUGCUGCGCUGUUGACCCUGCCGCCAGGGCAGGUUAUUCACUUGAGUCUUCUCAUGGUCAUCAAGGCUGGAAAGCUGGAGACCUGUGUCCCUGCGCGCCUUGGCUGCCAGUCGGCGUAGAUCAGGGUUUAUUUUUUGGAUUUUGAACUUUUCUAAUUUUGGGGGUGGGAGGGUUGGGGGGCAUAGUGACUUCAUUCCUUUUAGACACACUCCUGCUCAUUCCCUGUAGCUCCUUGUACAGUACCAUGGACCCAUUGGUGUAUUAAGCCUUUUGUUUACACUUAGUAAAUGUGUGUUCCUGCUGGUGAAAUUAUAGCGUACAUUAUCCAACCAGAAAACCUUGUGAAUCAAGUUACUCUUUGUAUCAAGACACAGCAGACUUUGGUUGUCGUUGAUCAGAGCUCUCUAACUUGGAAUUGCAAAGGACUCUCUUAAAGGAAUGGCUGAAAGGUACGAAAAGUAAGUUAUGACCCCAUGGUGGUGAGGCUAGAUUUUUCGUAAGGCAGGUCGUGUUCUCCAUUGAACUUACUUUUGGUCCUAGUCAGAGCCUUGAAUUCUGAAUAUCUGCAUAUUUGCUUUGUCAUUUGGUAGUGGUUUACAGAGCAAUUUGUCUACUUGCAAUAUGGAACUACAGCUCCAGUUGCUCCUCAUUAUGGUAAGCAAAGUUCCAGAUUUUGAUACUAAAUGUUCUCUGCCUGCUCUCUAGGUGCACAGCACAUCUGCCAAAGCAGGUUAGUGGCUCAGAUUUAAAACCCCCUGGGAAAUGACUAAACCUGCUAAAGGAACAACCGAAGAGCUGACGGGGGGGUGGGGUGUCAGAAAACAAACAGGUAAAAAGGAAGGCAGAGCCAGCUGUUUCUAAAAGCUUGUUUCAUUUACAGAGCAGACCUAUUCUUACCUAUUGCCCGUCUUGCCUCCCAGUGUUUUGAAAUGGGACCUAGUGGUGGGUUUUAUCUGAGUAAAGCUUGACUCUGAGGAGUGCCUUUUACAAUACUAGAUGGACCUGAAAGCAGGGGAAGAACAGACACAAUUAGCUUACUGUUUUUUAAUGUAAAAUUUUAGAUUUCUAAAAUGGGGAACCGGUUUUGAUUACUUCCGUGGUAACAUAACUGCUAGUUUUAAGUAAACUGGGGAACUUUUAACUUAUGUCUGACAGUUGUCCUGUGUUAAUGUCAAUGUGUAGAAGACUUUAUCCUUCCAUAUACUGUCACUGUAGCUGCUGUAUUUUAGGACUAAAACUGAUCAUGAUUUAAUGCUAAUGCUGAAAGGUUGUAAACUUUCUGAUGCAGUUUGUAGCCACUGUGGGUAUAACUUUUCAGAUGUGUAUAUUGGUAAUAGGUCAGUUUGGAAAGUCUAUAAGCUACAAUAAAUUUCUGGUUCUAAAGAC